GUGGAUUUUUGCUUUGCUGCACGCUGUUACUUUUUGCUGGUAGAUUUUUUGAAGAAUGGCCACUCCAAGUAAAAAAAAAACAUCUCCCGAGCAGUUAAACCAUAUGGCGGAGUUUGUUACGCAAAACAAGAUUUUAGUUCAUGGAAAAACAAAACCCUCAGAGGCUUCCAACAAAACGAUGGAGAAGUUAUGGGACGAACUGACCUUAACUUUGAACUCUAUGGGUUGUGGUCCCAGUAAAACGAAAAUGCAGUGGAAAAAGACAUUUAUUGACUGGAAAAGUCAUACCAAAAAAAAGGCCAGAGAUGCCAUCCGCUGCCAAAACAGAACAGGUGGGGGCGAUGAAGUGGCAAAAAAAUUGACACCUGCUGAGGAGAAGUUAAUGGCAGCCAUAUCCUACAUAUCUGUUACAGGAACGGAGGUCAUUGAAUUGGGGCUAAAUGAUGAGGUAGUGGCAGAGGACGUUAACCCACCAGAUAUAGAUAUGGAUGUGUCAUUUACAGUUGGUGACGAUGAUUUCUUGGAACCAACUGCUGAAGGUUCCAGCCUUUCAAGGGUUAUUAAAAUACAGAAUGUGGAGCCUUCAUCUAAAAAGAAAACCAUUAAAGAUAAGUCAUCUAACUUACAAAAGGCAGCUGAAUCAUUUAUGACUGGCCAAAAGGAGACUGCUGAAAUGAUAAAUAAAUUAUUGGAUACAGCAGCUAAGGCUGAGGGUGAUCACCAGUGGAGAGAAAGGGAACAGCGGCUAAAAGAAUUCGAAUUGAAUAUACGCUUACUAGAGGCACAAAACGAAGCCAAAAAAUUGGAGUUGAUGGAGAGAGAGAUUAGAAUGAAGGAACGAGAGUUAGGUAUUGAAGAUACAGAAAUACAGAAUGGUUCUUACAAUAAUUUUACAAUGCAUAGAAUUUUUUAGUUGGUAUUAUAUUUCUGUAUUUUUUGUUUAUGUAUAAUUUUAAGGAUUAAGUUUAUUUUUUUUUGUAUACAUUUAUUAUCUUUUUUAUGUAUAAUUUUAAGGAUUUGGUCAUAGGUUAAUUCAAAUAAAAACAACUGCAUAUUUACUUUUUAACUCCCCAAUAUUUAACAUUUUACUGUUAACACGUUGACAGACAACAUCUAAUUUCCAUUAAUGUAGCUUAUACAUUUGACUCAGUGUCUGUCAACGUGUUAACUCGUCUGCAACAAUAAUAGGUUUGUUCCUACAAAGAAUCACAAACUAGUUCAUGCGAGUUUCUGACUGCUGCACAAUACGCAUGUGCAAAUUCAACCAGCCGCGAACUAGUUUGUGAUUUUUGUUGGAACAAUAUUCUACCGAGCUGGCAAGUUGUCUAAGAGCAGUGCCCAUAGAAAAGAAAGAAGAAGAAAGCAUUCAGGAAAACGAGGCAAAACCACAAAAUGAAAACUUUAACCUUACCAUUUUACCCAUAUUCCAUAUUUGAUAAUGCACGAAGAUAUCAAUGCUUUAUGAUUA
Messenger RNA from Diabrotica virgifera virgifera (western corn rootworm), 1468 nucleotides. RefSeq lists its product as uncharacterized. The transcript has 3 exons. Lineage: Eukaryota; Metazoa; Arthropoda; Insecta; Coleoptera; Chrysomelidae. Bases 56 to 913 code for a protein of 285 amino acids. The record is from RefSeq and is a predicted model, not a curated record.